AUGGAUGGAAUUGAUACAGCCACGGCUAAAUUGGCUGCAGAGAUGCAGUUGGCAGACGUCAAUGCCAUUCUGGAGGGAAUGGAGCAAGAAGAUACCGACGAGCAUGUGGCGUUCAAAGCCAUGCAAUUAUCAUUCCAAGACGUCAUUCAAGUGUACGAAAGCCGUUUGGCAGUAAUGAACGUUCUUGGGUUGGAGCAUGCCCCCCGGGUGCAGUUCCAGAGACUGGUAGAACAGGAGAGACAGGCGCGCGACGAUCAUGACCUCGCUCGUCGACUCAGUGGGCUGCCUUCUCAGCAACAUCAUUCUACUUCUCCCGAGAUCAUCGAUUUGACGAAAGACGGCAUAGACAGCGACGAAGAAAAGAAUGCUCCCGACUCUACGUUAGGCUCUGCGGAGCCCUCAUCCUUUCCUUAUGAUGACCUCCCACGUCCCCCAAGAGGCGGUAUCGUCAUCCGUACACCUAGAGCUCGGAGUCCUGUACCCUGCGUGGCAAGCUCGUCGAAAGGAAAAGGCAAACGAAAGGCAGAUAGCAUUGAUCUGGAAGACAGAAACAAUGAUCGACCUACCCACGGCCCUUGUUCCGCAUGCAUGGAACGCUUCCCGCGUUUCGAUCUGCUUGAGCUCACUUGCAAGCGCGAGGGCGACUUGGCUCACCACGCCUACUGCCGCGACUGCUUGCUUGAUCUAUUCAAGUCCAGUCUCACAGACACGACUUUAUUCCCACCUCGUUGUUGUGGUAUGACGAUUUCCAUCUCUGAUACUGCGCGUUUCUUCCCACCGGAACUUAUUAGCCAGUAUGAAGAGAAAGAGGUGGAAUUGCGCACACCUAAUGCAACAUACUGCAGUAAGCGUGCUUGUGUAAUAUUCAUCAAGCCGCAAUACGUGGAGGCAGAUGUUGCAACUUGCCCCGUAUGUAGCACACAGACUUGUGCCACUUGCAAAAACCCGAGUCAUAAAGGCCUAUGUCCGGAGGAUCCAACUGUUCAACAACUCAUGCAGGUUGCCAAGGAGAAGAAGUGGCAACGGUGCUACAACUGCAGAACUCUCGUCGAGCUUGUACAUGGAUGUUACCAUAUGAGGUAA
Molecule: messenger RNA, 1083 nt
Organism: Periconia digitata
Lineage: Eukaryota; Fungi; Ascomycota; Dothideomycetes; Pleosporales; Periconiaceae
Source: the annotation of a GenBank genome assembly